UGAACUGUACUCGCAGAAAACCAGAAGACUAAUCACUGUAUCUGAUCUCAGACCGAGAUAAAACAAAACAUAGAGAGAUAUGUCUGUUUCUCUGAGUAACACUUGUCUUCCACUACGCACAGAUUCAGUUCCACUGAAACCUCUAGUUCUCAAUGGAGUUGUCCAUUUUCAUUUACAAAGAUCAUCUCAUGUUUCCUCAUACCGUUUCGGUUUCAACUCAAACCCAUUCUCUAGAACUCAUACCCCAAGAUUCUUCAAGUGUUUAUCUCCGAGACUGUCUGAUAAACGCAGAGAAACACAAGUAACUACUGAAGAAGAGGAAGAAGAGGUUGUCGAGUUUCAGAGGCUAUUCUCUAACCUUAACCGGUCAACACUGAAGCGAGAGUCCGGAAGCUUGUCCAGUGCUAUUUUCUUGGUAGCUGGCACUACAGUAGGUGCAGGGAUACUAGCUAUUCCAGCUGUCACACAAGAAUCAGGUUUCUUGGCCUCUGCAGUCGCUUGCAUUCUCUGUUGGGCGUUCAUGGUUGUCACAGGUUUGCUUGUUGCUGAAGUGAAUGUCAACACCAUGUCUGAGCUAGGCUCUGGAGGCGUAUCUCUCGUCUCAAUGGCGAAGAGGACUCUUGGAUCUUUUGGAGUUCAAGUUGCAUCUUGGUCUUACAUUCUCAUACAUUACACCCUCCUCGUGGCCUACAUUGCUCGGUCUUCAGGCAUCCUUACAAACUUCCUCGGCAUUCCAAUAUGGGAGAGUGCAACUCUGUUCACACUGGUUCUUGGAGGCAUUUGCUUCUUUGGAAGCCAGAGAUUCAUCGGUGCAACCAAUGGAGUUCUGGUGUUUGGACUAAUUGCAUCUUUUGCAGCACUAGUGGCAGUAGCGAGUGGAGACUUGCACUGGGAAGCUCUUCUCAAGGCCAACUUUGAAGCUGUUCCCAUGAGUAUACCCAUCAUUGCCCUCUCGUUUGUUUACCAGAAUGUGGUGCCGGUUCUCUGCACAGAUCUUGAAGGUGACUUGCCGAAAGUAAGAACGGCUAUUGUUCUUGGCACAGCCAUACCACUUGGCUUGUUUCUUGUGUGGAACGCUGUGAUUCUUGGAUCGUUUCCAGAUACUGGUGUGGCAGCUGAGAAGAUGAUCGAUCCUCUGCAGCAGUUGAGAUCAACCAGUGUCACCGUUGGUCCUUUUGUGGAAGCUUUCUCUCUUAUUGCAAUAGCAACAUCUUACAUAGGAUUUGUCUUAGGCCUCAUUGACUUCUUAUCUGAUUUACUGAAGCUUCAGACCAGACAGAACAAGCCUUUUCUUUACCUUCUUACACUGGUUCCACCUCUUGUCCUCUCCCUACUGGACCCAGAGAUUUUCUUCAAAGCUUUAGAUUUUGCUGGGACAUAUGGAGUUCUGGUACUGUUCGGUAUCCUACCAGCUGCUAUGUCUUGGUCAGAUAGGUACGUGGUCUCAUCAUCAACAGCGACGCAACUUGUACCAGGUGGAAAAGUCAUGCUUUCUGUUGUCAUGGGAGCUGCAGGAUACGUGAUUGUUUCAGAAAUUGUAGAGAAUUUUUCACAGUACUUGAAUGUUUCAUAAGAUAAUGCAAAGAGAUAAUAAGUAUUGAUAGUUUAUGUUUCUUGUAACAUGAAAGAGGUCUUGCAACUA
Molecule: messenger RNA, 1642 nt
Organism: Brassica oleracea var. oleracea
Lineage: Eukaryota; Viridiplantae; Streptophyta; Magnoliopsida; Brassicales; Brassicaceae
Product: tyrosine-specific transport protein
Exons: 14
Coding region: 80-1573 (497 amino acids)
Biological process (GO): amino acid transmembrane transport
Source: RefSeq, a predicted model, not a curated record